AUGGCCACCUUGACCGUGCAUACGCCUCCAGCAAUUCACCAGUCUGAUCCAAUGCUGCAAGUACGCACCACCAACAGUCCGCUGCACAAGGCAAGCGCCUCUUUCCACCAGCAACAGGCUCAGCAGCACCAUCAGCACCAUCAGCACCAUCAGCACCAUCAGCACCAUCAGCACAAUCACCAGCAACAGCAACAGCAACAGCAACAGCAACAGCAACAGCAACAGCAACACACUCAGCAUCAACAUCAACAUCUGCACCAGCAUAUAGACUCUCCCUCACCUCCAUUGCCGCCAGCACCAUAUACCCAGCCACCCGUCACCUCGUCCCUGGCUACCGUCACUUCCGGCGAUGGAUGGGCCGUCGUGCCCAAGAGCGCAAGAGUCAAUGCAGCUACAUCUUCAGCGACAACAUCAACAUCAGCAUCAGCAUCAGCUGCUGCUGUAACCGCCGCUCAGCAAUCGGCAGCCUCAGACCUCCUCGGUCCCAGCCAGGCUGCCUAUGCACAAGCUGCUAACGAUAUGGCCAACCGUCGAUGUGGGCCCGCCUCGGCUGACUUGACGUCCGACUACGACGUCCCUUUCGGCGAGAGAGCCUCGCCUGCUGUCAUCUCUCUUUCUCAGCGAGGAGCAAGGUCGCUCAGCCGCAGUGGCACACGUCCAUCUAGCCCCUUGACCUUAUCUCCGGCACUAGCGACCGAAGCACCCAACCCAUCAGGCGCCCAUCGAGGUGGUCUUCGUGGAUCCGAUGAGCAUGUCGAGACCGCCGAGAAGGAUGUAGCUAUAGCCAACGCUGAUGUUAACUGCACCAACACUGGUGCUACCCCGCUCGUGCCUCCAGCAACACGCAAGCUUUGUGUUCGACAUCAGCGCAUGGCUGAUGAAGGCACUACUGCUCGACUUCAGAAGUCGAUCGAAAGUCUCCCUUUAGCAGACCAAACAGCGGUCAACACAGUCUGGUCACUCUUCUCGUCCUCCUCCCAUUCACGCAGGGCGUUGAUCCUUCAAGGAAUCCUCACUAUGUGUUGUUUCAGUCAGCUCUCGCUCCUCUCCUCAGAGUUGGCACUGGCGAUUCGUAUCGACCCAUUCUCGCUCUUUCCCCGUGAAGUCUCGCUCAAGGUGCUUGGUCAUCUUGAUGCGAUGAGUUUGGGUAGGGCUGCACAGGUCAGUCGGUCUUGGAAGCAGCUUGCGGAUGAUGAUUUGCUGUGGCGCAAUAUGUGCGAACAGCAUAUCGAACGUAAGUGCGAAAAGUGCGGUUGGGGUUUACCGCUGCUGAGUGAGCGUCGAAGGAGAGUUCCGGGCCCUGCGGUGCAGUUGGGUACUCCCGAGUCGCGCGAUCUUAGCUCUGAUGGAUCGGGUGGUACGCCGGGCUCGUUGAAGCGGAGUAUUACGGCUGCUGCUAAUGCUGCUGCCUUGGAGAAGCAGUCGAGAUCGAGGGCGUCCAGUCCCACUCCUUCGGGUUCAGGGGGUAGAGGUCAUUCGAGAUCGGUUUCGGGACAGAGGGAUUUGCAGAUGGGCACGAUUCCCGAGCAGCACCACCAGCAGCAGCAAAGGGAUCGUGAUGCACCUCCGCUCAAGAAGCAGCGCAGUGGGCUGAACGGUGAAGCAACAGCUUGUGGCUCCUCGUCGAGUAACGCUGUUCCCCCUAAGACUCGACCUUGGAAAUCGGUCUAUUGCGAACGACUUGCUAUCGAGCGUAACUGGCGAAGGGGUCGAUUCACCUCUCGAACUCUCACCGGGCACACGGACGGUAUCAUGUGUUUGCAGUUCAACGAGAACCUCGCCCACCCCGCUUUCCCUGUUGUGAUCACGGGCAGCUACGAUAGGACCGCACGAAUUUGGAACCUCGAAACGGGUGAAAUGCUUCGUGUGCUCGAAGGUCACACACGCGGUGUCCGCUGCCUCCAAUUCGACGAAGCAAAGCUGAUCACCGGAUCGAUGGAUCGCACGCUGAAAAUCUGGAACUGGAGAACAGGCGCACUCAUGCGCACGCUCGAAGGUCAUACCGAAGGAAUCGUCUGUCUUCACUUCAACGAGGAUACCCUAGCAAGUGGGAGUGCGGAUAGCAACAUUAAGAUCUGGAACUUCCGUACUGGCGAAUGCUACACGCUUAGGGGACACCGGGAUUGGGUUAAUGCCGUAACUCUCUGGACUGGUCCCGCUGCGAAGAAACGCCAACAAAGACUUAGGGAAGCAUUGAGGGCGGGAAAGGCUGCGGCGAGUAUCAAAGACGAAGAUCUGACCGCAGCAGGGAGUUUCCUGUUCAGUGCCAGCGAUGAUGGGAGUAUCAGACUUUGGGAUUUGGGAUUGCGGGAGUGUUUGUUGACGUUCGAAGGGCAUGUGGGGCAGGUGCAGAGCUUGAAGUUGAUAAUGAUGGACGAUGAGGCGGUUAGGAAGUUGGUUGGUGGUGCUGCAGGGGGUGUUGGUGAGGCGCAUCUUCAGCGGAACAAUGGAAGUUCGAGGAGAGCUUCUAUCCCUGCUAAUGGUGGUGCAGAUGAAGAGGCGGUGGAAGUUGUUGAGGGGGGAGGUCAGGAUAUGCUUUCGUUGGAAGAUCAAGAGAGUUACUUUUUGGGCGAUGCAAGUUUGAGCCCAAGUAGAAGACAGAGUGGUGGUGCGGGAGGAUUGGCUUCGAUCGUGGGUGCUGCCGAUAUCGGUGCUAGAGCUGGCGGUGGAAGGAGGGGCUCGUCGAGUGCAGGUGAGAUUCCGGAGCGAUUCUUCCAUGCCAGUACCGGUAAUGGUAAUGCUGGUGGUCCUCGUAGAUCGAUUCCCAACCCUAGCUCCAGCAGCACAACGACCAGCCAAAGCCGUAGGCGAAGGAUAGACAAAUCCCUCCUCCGAGUUCAAGAACGUCUUUGUGCAGCCGGUCUAGUCGAACCCCUUCCACUCGAUGCUGAAAUGGGUGAUCUCGACCCGACGAUCCUUCCCUCCACCUCUUCUCAACCACCCUCCUCUUCCACCUCAACCCCCUCCACGUCCACCAAUCCUCCUAACUCACAUCACACGAAACCGCGUCCAGUCUUGAUCUCAGGUUCGCUCGACAACACCCUCAAGAUCUGGGACGUUAGAACAGGCCGUUGCAUCCGCACUCUCUUCGGUCAUGUCGAAGGCGUUUGGUCUCUCGAUGUGGACAAGCUGCGAAUCGCAUCUGCAAGUCACGAUAGAACGAUUAAGAUCUGGGACAGAGAUACAGGAUAUUGUCAGAAUACGCUGGUGGGUCAUAAGGGUGCAGUUACGUGCGUUAGUUUAAGCGAUGAUAAGAUUGUCAGUGGGAGCGACGACGGGGAUAUCAAGGUUUGGAGUUUUGCUGCUGGAGCGGGUGCAGCUGGUGCAAAUGGGAGUGGGGUAGUGGGUCAGCAACAAGGGGGAUCCUCGCAGUUACAGCCUCCACCACAGCAGCUUCAGCAGAGUGGUCAGCAUAGAUUUGCAAACCCAGCUGCCAGUGCGGAUAUGGACAUCGGUGGGCCUGCGCCCGCAUCCUAA
Ustilago hordei is the source of this 3477-nucleotide messenger RNA. RefSeq lists its product as uncharacterized. NCBI's taxonomy places the organism in Eukaryota, Fungi, Basidiomycota, Ustilaginomycetes, Ustilaginales, Ustilaginaceae. The record is from RefSeq and is a predicted model, not a curated record. The transcript is spliced from 2 exons. The coding region runs from base 1 to 3477 and encodes 1158 amino acids. Gene Ontology annotation, molecular function: protein binding.